CACAGCUGGGUGGUGCCAUCAGCAGAGUUUGCACAAAAAGUUCUUCAACUCUACAGAGAAGAAGAUCAAAACCAAAGGAAGAACCAGAUAUGCCAUUUCCUAAGGUUUUGGGUAAAUGACUAUCCAGAGAUGUUUCGGCUUGACCAUGAACUAGAAGAGCUGAUGUGUGACUUUUGGGAGGUAGUUAAGGACAGCAAAAGGCCAAAUGACCACCGACAAAGUCUUGAUACAUCAUUCAUAUUUGACCCAGAAACCCCAAAGACCUUUCCAGAGUCACCAAGCUUCAACAAGAAGAGGAAAGUCUCCCUUCUGUUUGAUCACCUGGAACCACUGGAACUGGCAACGCAUCUCAGCUACCUGGAGUUCAAAUGCUUCUGCAGGAUUACGCAUUUAGACUAUCGAAGCUAUACUUUGCAGAGUUCUCUGCGAGAAAUCCCUCGGCUGGAGCGGUCAGUCUCCUUAUGUAACAGCAUUUCACAGUGGGUUCAGCUCAUGAUCCUCAACCGCCCAACUCCACAGCAGAGAGCUGAGGUCUUCACCAAAUUUAUCCACGUGACUCAGAAACUCCGUAAACUCCAGAACUUUAACACCCUGAUGGCAGUGAUUGGA
Molecule: messenger RNA, 609 nt
Organism: Staurois parvus
Lineage: Eukaryota; Metazoa; Chordata; Amphibia; Anura; Ranidae
Source: the annotation of a GenBank genome assembly